CGAUUAAUGACCUUUCGUAUGAUUUGAGAGACAGCUUUAUCUGGAAUUCGUGUCAUUUUGUCCGUAUUUCCCCCGUAACUACUUAAACUGAAGACAUUUAUUGACAUAAGUUCUUCAGAGAACCCGCCAAUAUGGCUGGAUCAGCCUUGAAAAGGCUCAUGGCCGAGUACAAACAGCUCACACUGAAUCCACCAGAAGGAAUAGUCGCUGGACCUUCAAAUGAGGAAAAUUUUUUUGAAUGGGAAGCAUUGAUUGUCGGUCCUGAGGGAACAUGUUUUGAAGGUGGUGUGUUUCCAGCAAAAAUAACUUUCCCACCUGACUAUCCACUAAGUCCUCCAAAAAUGAAGUUUACAAGUGACAUGUUCCACCCAAAUAUUUACCCAGAUGGUCAAGUUUGCAUAUCAAUUUUGCAUGCACCUGGUGAUGAUCCAAUGGGAUACGAGAGUAGUGCCGAGAGAUGGAGUCCCGUACAGAGUGUGGAAAAGAUAUUACUCUCAGUCGUUAGUAUGCUGGCAGAACCCAACGAUGAAAGUGGUGCCAAUGUUGAUGCAUCCAAAAUGUGGCGAGACGAUAGACAACAGUUUAACAAGAUGGCAAGACGACUUGUCAGAAAAUCUCUAGGCCUUUAGAUGGAGUUUAGGAUUGCUGGGUCAAGUGAUUCCCUCAACUUACACAAGUAUUAACUCCCUUAACAUCCAAUUUGCCAUGUGCAAACUCUUCUGAUAUUAAACAUUUGUACCAGCAUGUCAUCAUGGA
Molecule: messenger RNA, 756 nt
Organism: Saccoglossus kowalevskii
Lineage: Eukaryota; Metazoa; Hemichordata; Enteropneusta; Harrimaniidae
Product: ubiquitin-conjugating enzyme E2 G2
Source: RefSeq, a predicted model, not a curated record